This is a messenger RNA of Ustilaginoidea virens, 1956 nucleotides long. RefSeq lists its product as uncharacterized. Gene Ontology annotation, biological process: nucleotide catabolic process. Bases 1 to 1956 code for a protein of 651 amino acids. The record is from RefSeq and is a predicted model, not a curated record. The transcript has 7 exons. Gene Ontology annotation, molecular function: hydrolase activity. NCBI's taxonomy places the organism in Eukaryota, Fungi, Ascomycota, Sordariomycetes, Hypocreales, Clavicipitaceae. Gene Ontology annotation, cellular component: cytosol.
AUGUUGGUCAAGACGUUGGCUCUUGGGAGCGGACUGAUCGCGGCCUCCCUCCCAGCUGCUUUGGCCUGCGGCGAUGGUUGCUACGGACCCCUCAACAAUGUGGAAUAUGUUCGCCAAGUGAAGCGGAUGCAGCCCGGCGCGCCAAAUGCCCUUUACGGGCCUAAAAAGCCUCUUGAAUGGGGUCAGCUCAACUUUCUGCACACUACCGAUACCCACGGCUGGCUGGAAGGUCAUUUGAAGGAGCAAAACUAUGGCGCUGACUGGGGCGAUUUCGUCACCUUCAGCCGUCGCAUGAAGCAAACUGCCGGAAACCUGGGCGUCGACCUGCUUCUCAUCGACACGGGCGAUCUUCACGAUGGCACCGGCCUGUCGGACGCCAUUACGCCGGAUGGGACCAAAUCCAUGCCCAUCUUUAACGAGAUUGACUAUGACCUGCUUACUAUCGGCAAUCACGAGUUGUACGUCACGGAGGUCGCAUAUCAAAUGUUCAACGAAUACGCCAAGAAGUGGGGAGACCGAUACGUCACCUCCAAUGUCAAGGUCCUGAAUCAAAAGACUGGCCAAUAUGAGUAUGUCGGCGCCACGCACCGAUACUUUAAGACGCACAAGGGAUUGCGUAUCAUGGCAUUCGGUGUGCUCUUUGACUUUAAAGGCAACUCCAAUGCCUCGCGCAUCAUCCAAGCCAAGGACAUGAUCCAGGAACAGUGGUUCACCGACGCUCUCGCCUCCAAAAAGCCAGUCGACUUGUUCAUUCUCUUUGGGCACAACCCCGUCCGCCCUACCGACAAGUACAGCACGUUCAAGACUGUCUUUGACGCCAUCCGUGCCGCUCAUCCCAAGACGCCCAUUCAGCUACUUGGCGGGCACACGCACAUUCGCGACUUUGCCGUCUACGACGACAACGCCGUGGGCAUCGAGUCUGGUCGCUACUGCGAGACUCUUGGAUGGAUGUCCAUGUCGGGAUUUGAUUCCACCAACAGCAGAUACAAGGGCGUCAGGAAACCGCAUGGGGUUCCGAACCCAACCAGACCUGCCAAGCCAGGCGCCCUGUCUCCCUUUGUCUAUUCCCGACGCUACAUGGACUGGAACCGCAAGACCUUCAUCUACCACACCAAGAAGACGGAAUCUACGUACGACUACCACUCCGGACUGCGAGUAACGGGCAAGAUUACCAAGGUUCGCGAGCAGCUGAAACUGGGGCGAGUGUACGGCUGCGCCCCUCAGCACUACUGCAUAGCCUGCGCACCUUUUACGGACAAGAGCAACAUUUUCCCCGGCGUCAUUUACCCUGCCGUGUCGGCCGUGGUUGUCAACGAGACCCGCAAGGACAAGUCGCGCAUCAUCCUCGGUAACACGGGCGCCAUUCGAUUCGACGUGCAGAAGGGCCCCUUCACCUUUGACGACAACUUUAUCGUGGCUCCGUUCAGGGAUGUGUUUCUCUACGUUGCCGACGUCCCCUUUGACAAGGCUUCACAGCUCAUCAAUCAACUCAACCAGGGCGCCGUAGCAAAACGCUACGUCUCCAUGAGCACCCCGGAUGACGAGUGCACGAAUCCAACCCUGGGAUACAUGAACUCUGGUGACGCGCGGGAGUCGCGUGACAUGCACGAGUCUCGUGGAGUCGUGCGCCGCCAGCAAGUGGUUACUCCCGGUUAUACAACCAAGGACGAUUGGGGAACUGAUGGCGACGACACCGAGCACUCCAAAAUCCCCGAUUACGCCAUCCCAGGCUACUGGGAAGCCAGGGCUUCGUUUCCCCAGGAUGGCGGCAAUCCCGACAAAGUCGACCUCAUCUUUUUCGACUUCAUCCAAAAAUACAUUCUGCAAAACUUGGGGUCCGGGUACACGGCUGACAUGGUGCACCCGUACAUCAACAGCACCUUUACGUCCCAGGACUUUAUGCUGCCGUACGCCAAGAUGGCUUGGCAGAAGAACGUUGACAAGUGCCCGGUUUAG